This is a messenger RNA of Polychytrium aggregatum, 1124 nucleotides long. Its product is annotated as Endonuclease/exonuclease/phosphatase. The transcript has a single exon. Gene Ontology annotation, cellular component: cytoplasm; PML body. The record is from RefSeq and is a predicted model, not a curated record. Gene Ontology annotation, biological process: double-strand break repair. The coding region runs from base 125 to 1030 and encodes 301 amino acids. Gene Ontology annotation, molecular function: 5'-tyrosyl-DNA phosphodiesterase activity; single-stranded DNA binding. NCBI's taxonomy places the organism in Eukaryota, Fungi, Chytridiomycota, Chytridiomycetes, Polychytriales.
CCGCCUGGGACCAGGGAACUUGGCACCCUGGCUCGAAUACUGCUGUCCUGACGACUUCGCCACCGCUCCCACUCUGUUCCAACUCUCUCCUCAUCAUACCAUCCACUCUCGCACGGCCGUCGUGAUGAGGGUCGAUCUCCUCCAGUAUAUCCCGCCUGUCGGCAGCAGCGCUUUGGCCGAGGGCCUGUGGGUCCCGGUGAUCAAGGCCGACUCGCCUCCGCCCGUCUCUGCCGGCCCAACAUCCCUCCGGAUUGCCUCGCUCAAUGUCUGGUUCGACCGGUACCAGUGCGAGACCCGAUGGAACAGGAGCCUCGAGACGCUCGCCGCACUCGAGCCCGAUGUCAUUUGUCUGCAAGAAUGCACCCUGGAGCUGACCGAGCUGUGUGUCAAGUCGUCCCAGGCUAUCCAGGACCACUACUUGAUCACCGACUUGACUACCUUUGACGGCUGCUGGUACGGGCUUAUGGUCCUCGUGCGCAAGAAAAGCACCGUUGCGGUCCGCUCGGCCGAGUCUCUCAAGUUCCAUGCUGGGCGCCUGUCUCGGGGACUCUUGAUAGGGCAUCUUGAGGUUGGUGGGAUGGCAGUGUCGAUAGCCACUAGCCAUCUCGAGUCCUAUCCGCAAGAUUUGCCCUUCCGCCUCCAGCAGCUCGAGCAGGCCACCCAGGCCCUAGCAGACUCUUCGUCUGCACUCACCAUCCUGUGCGGUGACUUCAACAUCCCAAAGGCCACCAACGAAGAGGAGUCGCUCUUCAUCCACCGCCUGGGCUGGACCGACGCAUACACCAGCUUUCACCAACUGAGUCUCUCGGACGACGGCGGUCUGACCUUUGGGGACUGGACGCCCAAGAGCUGCUCGCAGUGGCCCGGCGCAAGACUCGACCGGGUCGUCUACCGGACCGGCGAUGGUGUCGGUGCUGCCGUGAAGUCCUAUGCGCUGUUCGGCAGCGAGCCCAUUCAGGGCGAUGGCGAGGCCUUCUUUGCCUCAGACCAUCUCGGUAUCGUUGUCGAUAUGGAGUGUAGGUCCGAGUGAGAGGGAGCCACUGGUCCAUAUCGCAGACAUGGCAGACGGCCAUUGUGAUGAGCGCAGAAGCCGGACCCGUAUCAAUACAUUGGUGUUCUGUCCA